Molecule: messenger RNA, 2530 nt
Organism: Linum trigynum
Lineage: Eukaryota; Viridiplantae; Streptophyta; Magnoliopsida; Malpighiales; Linaceae
Source: the annotation of a GenBank genome assembly
AUUAGGGUUAGCUGCCAAAAUUUUGUGGCGUGCGGCCUGUCGUCUAAUUCCGAUUACAAAUAUCUAAAUCGAUCACAACAUUAACGCUUUGGCCUUUACCCACUUGACAACCUUACUUCCUACAUUUCCACGGCCAAACGACUGAAUUGCCAAAUUUCGCGUCACGAAAGUGUAUCGUUUUUUCGCUAAAAAGUGAAAAGAGAAUCAUGUCGACGUCGAAGAAGCUUAGCUCUGCCGCUCUGCCGCACCUUCUUCGCCGGAGAUACUUCCCGUCAACGACUUGUCCUCCACCGCUUCAUGAUGCUCGCUCACCGUUUCAACUCUGCUCUUCCUUCCCUGUCUCGAACUCAGCCGUCGAGCGCUCUAGCUCCUCUUUUGGCAUCGCUCGCUUUCUCCAGAACCCUCGGGUAUUUCCUAGAAACUACUUCUGCUCUCAAUCUUCGGGGGAAUUUAGCAACGUCAGGUGCUGGAACUGCGAUGCCCAGCCUGAACCAGGUCUAUUUCUUGUUUGCGAUUCAUGUGGUGUCAUCCAACCUGUCGAUCGCUCCCUGGAUUAUUUCCGUUUAUUUGGGCUAGAGAAGAAGUAUGAGAUUGGGGAUGCUCAUUUGCAUGAUAAUUACAAAGACUGGCAGAAGAAGUUGCAUCCUGAUUUGGUUCAUUCGAAGUCCGAGAAAGAGAGGGAUUUUGCUCGAGAACAGUCGGCUAGAGUGGGUGAUGCAUAUCGCACGCUGAUCAAUCCUCUCCUUAGAGCAAUGUACAUCAUGAAAAUUGUGGGUGUGGAUGUAAAUGAAGAAGAAACAAUAUCAGACCCAGACCUGCUAGUUGAGGUUAUGGAGAUCAGAGAAUCUGUUGAAGAGGCACCAGACUCUAAAGCUCUAAACAAGAUUCAGUCUCAGCUACAGGAAAAAAUAGAUUUGUGGUCUAAAUCUUUUGCAAAUGCAUUUGAAAGUAAGAGCUUCGAAGAAGCUAAAGAUUGCAUCCGGAGAAUGACCUAUUAUGAACGUGCAAUUGAAGAAAUAGUGAAGAGACUCUGAAAGGUACUCCUAUUAUAGUUUACAUCAUUUAAAGAUGCAACAUUCUUAAGAGAUCAUGACUAUCUGCAAAGGAUUCUACUUUCUUCACUAAAUACUGUUUAUGUACGAAGAUUCUCUUCAUCUUUGUAAAUUAUCUAUAAUUGUAAAGCAAAUGAAAGGGUCGCACAAGUAAAUAGAAAUAUUUGUUACUGUGGUGGCAAGCCAAAUUCUUUUCAAUCGAAAUGUGUAUUGGUUUUCAAUAUUUAGUGGGUCAACAUGGAAUGUUAAGUCAUUGUGACAUUGUUUCAGGGGAUAAAGCUGUAGAUGCUUUAUGGCAUUAAUUUCGAGAUAAGAAUACAGAAAAGUUCACUGGGUGGUCACUAUUUGUGAACCAACUUCUCCAAUUCAUUUUCCAUUUUGUAGUCAAAUGUAUCAAAUUUCCUGGUUGUUCCUAAUGUUUACAUGUCAGCAGUUAGAACCCUAUAACAAGGGUUGACAAAUGACAAUCUAGACUGGCAUAAAAGGUCUGGAUACUUUCAGUUUGCAUGAUGAGGAUGGAAGACUCUGUUUAUCAAAUAUUAGUUUUUGUGUCCAUGAUGAAUGGUCACGUAACAUUUGCUGCUAAUUUUCAGGCCUUUUACAAUGCAUAUACCGUUGUGGCAUGCUCAACAGAAUCAUUCCUACUAUCAUUAGCUACUAACUUGAAGAACCAGAGGCGACUUACUCCCGAGUGACACGUAAGUAUAAUUGAAAUGUUCCUUUUAUACUCGGCCAGAAGCUUGUAAAUUUCUCUUCAUUUGCUGGUUUCGUAUGUUCAUGUUGACCCAAACUUCCAUUAAACUGUCCCUUUUCUCGUUGAGGGCCAUAGACUUGAAGCUUUUCACAGAUUACCAUUAACCAACGGUAGUUGCAUUCUGCCCGUCACUUUAGCAAGCAGUUAUGCUAUUAUUGUAUGCAUGUUAGGAAGGAUUCUGAUUGCCCGUCAGUCAUCUUGAUCUAACAGACUUUGUUUUCCUCUAAUAUAGUCAAAAAAAAAAUCUGUAACUCCUAGCAUUGGAUGUUGAAUAUCUUUAAUCUGUACUUGACUCCUGCUUUUCUGCUCAUUGCAUGCUGUUUUCAGGCAACACGUAAAUGCAGCUUCCAAGACAUCAAGAUCAGCGUGCCUGACACUCCAAAAUCAGAACCCUUAUGCUUGAGCUUCAUCUGCUGACUUUUCGCCCCUGAACCUUAGCUUGAACUAGGGAGAUGGUUGCGGGGCCUUGCGGAAGUACAAUGCUGAUGGUACCAAGUUGAAUUGUGUAAUGAUAUUAAUAGCCACAGCAUCGAGCUGAACUGCAUGUUCUUUGUAUGGGAGAGGGAAAUACCAAAUAAUUUAGCUUUUGGUGGUUUAAUGUUGAAGGGAAGACAAAAUAAAAGAGCAACUCUGGCCCAUGCUAUACUUGUCUUGUUUGCUGUUUAGGUUGGCCUAUUGGCUAUUAUGGACCGGUUGAGAAGCAUAAUACAGAACCUGAAAUGCU